Messenger RNA from Betta splendens (Siamese fighting fish), 2504 nucleotides. It is a transcript of the gene tacr3l, whose product is annotated as tachykinin receptor 3-like. Gene Ontology annotation, molecular function: tachykinin receptor activity. Lineage: Eukaryota; Metazoa; Chordata; Actinopteri; Anabantiformes; Osphronemidae. The coding region runs from base 618 to 1832 and encodes 404 amino acids. Gene Ontology annotation, cellular component: sperm midpiece; plasma membrane. Gene Ontology annotation, biological process: G protein-coupled receptor signaling pathway; positive regulation of flagellated sperm motility. The record is from RefSeq and is a predicted model, not a curated record. The transcript is spliced from 5 exons.
CCUCCCAGCAGGAGGAAGAGACGCUAAUUGGACGCUGUGUGUGUGAAGCAGAUGCUUUCAUUGGCUCCAGUCUAUUAUGACAACUCACUUAUUUGUGAGGAUGUUGGUAUAUUAUUGUGCUUAACAUGGAAGAAAACAGAAGCAGCACAAACAGGCGGUAGAUGUCUUAUGUGUUCAUAUAUAUCUUAACUGAUCAUGUCUAGUUUGUGUUCAACGUUCGUUCUCUUUUGCCACAAUGAUAAAGUCUUUAAGUUUUUUGAACUGUUUGUUUGCUUGUUAUAAUCUAACGUCAUGUUUAUUUCCUUCAGUGGAAUAACCUAAAAUCCUGCCUGGGCAUUUGGGGAUUAACUGUAUCACAGUAAAACGGAUCCCAGGCAUCAGACAGCAGCACGUGAGAGGCGUCACUUUUCCUCUUCAGUGAAAGCGGCUGGACAAUAAUUCAAAUAAUUUGUUCUCGUGACUUAUAUAUGCGCUAGACCUCCAGAGAGAGUUGAUUGGAUGAACGUCAGAUUAUUAAAGCUGCCCUUUAAUUAUAUAUUUUAAUAAGUGGUGAGGGAGGGGGGGUGCAGGGGCUGCGCUCUCCCCCACUCGCUCUCUGUCUCGGUGGUCUCACCCAAAUGCGCCCACGUUGCGCACCGGGCUCCAGAGCGCCGUGCGUCGCCUUCCAGCGGCGGACUGCGCCACACCGCAGCGGAGCGGGCGCACGCGCAGCAAUGGCCUCGGAGCCGGACGGGUCGGACGCGGCCAGGAACGUGAGCAGCCCGUUCGUGCAGCCGGCGUGGCGCGUGGCGCUGUGGUCGGUGGCGUACGGCGCGGUGCUGGCGGUGGCGGUGUUCGGCAACCUGGUCGUGAUGUGGAUCAUCCUGGCGCACGAGCGCAUGCGGACCGUCACCAACUAUUUCCUGCUGAACCUGGCGUUCUCCGACGUGUCCAUGGCGGCGCUCAACACGCUCGUCAACUUCGUGUACGCGGCGCACGGAGAGUGGUACUUUGGGGAGGUCUACUGCAGGUUCCACAACUUCUUCCCCGUCACCGCUGUGUUCUCCAGCAUCUACUCCAUGACUGCGAUAGCCAUGGACAGGUACAUGGCCAUCAUUCACCCACUGAAGCCUCGUCUGUCAGCGAAGGCCACGCUGGGCGUCAUCGUCUGCAUCUGGAGCCUGGCUGUGAUUCUGGCCUUCCCUCUCUGCUACUUCUCCACCACCCGCGUUUUACCUCGCAGAACCGUCUGUUUCGUGGCCUGGCCUCGCAUGGUCGAUGACGCCUUCAUGUAUCACAUCAUAGUGACCGUUCUAGUGUAUGUGCUGCCGUUGCUGGUGAUGGCCAUCACUUACACAGUCGUGGGAGUGACUCUGUGGGGAGGAGAGAUCCCUGGAGACUCCUCUGAUAAUUAUCACAGGCAGCUCAGAGCCAAACGCAAGGUGGUGAAGAUGAUGAUCGUGGUGGUGGUGACCUUCGCCCUCUGCUGGCUGCCGUACCACGUCUACUUCAUCGUGACGGGUCUCGAUCAGCGCCUGAGCAGGUGGAGGUACAUCCAGCAGGUUUACCUGUCGGUGCUGUGGCUGGCCAUGAGCUCCACCAUGUACAACCCCAUCAUCUACUGCUGCCUCAACAGCAGGUUUCGGGCCGGCUUCAAGCAGGUGUUCUGCUGGUGUCCCUUCGUCCGCGUCUCCAGCUACGACGAGCUGGAACUCCAGAACAGGCGGCUUCGACCGGGCCACCAGAGCAGCAUGUGCACCCUCUCCAGGGUGGAGACCAGCAUCCUGAGCAAGGACAAGAGCACACGGUCCCGCGGACACAGGCCCGCACAGAACUCUGAGCCCAAUGGUUAACACUGCAGCUGAGCUCACUGGUCCCAGAGCAACUGGAAGCUCACCAGUAAGGGUGAAUCUACUCAGCCUUUAGUGCCUCUGCAGAGGAAUGAGGGAGGUAUCAUCAAUAAAAGAUAAAAUACCAUGUUAAUCAGCCAGUAAUAAUAUAAGAAGUAGUAUCCCUGUACCACAAACAGGUAUCUCUCAUUAAUAUCUAUAAUUGUUAUGAAAGUCUAUUUGCUGCUAAUUAUGAAACGCUGCUGUGUAUUGGUCUUUUUAUUUAUUUAAAGAUUAUUAUAUUCUCCUAAAAGACAUAAAUGGCAUGAAGCAAGUUUAAAAAAUGUGAUAACUGGUGAGUGUGUUUGUGGAUUUUUGGGCGUUACAUGAAAAUGUAGAAUUCAUUUCCGUAUUGGUCGUUUAUCAGUGUAUUUGUUAGGACGCACAUUGUGUACAUGCAUGUGCUUUGUUGGGCUUCAUAUGAUCGUAAUCAUCUAAAAGCUUUUCUUAUGAAAAUAAAAUAGAUUAUUUAGGCCAAUGAUUUUAACAUAUAACAAAUAUUUACUUAUUGCUGAUACACUGGUUUGUUUGUAUAAGUUUGUAAAAUAUUUAUAUUUGUUUCUAAACAGUACUGGUGCUUCAUGAAUAAUUGUUUUUUGUAUUUGCUGCUGUUUUACCACUAAAGUAUUCACUACA